AUGAGCAUCCUAGUAGAGGGCAGUCUGGUAGUUCUAGAAACCCUUUCGCUCCACUCCAACAUUCCGCAAACACCAGACCAAGUCAACACGGAGGUCAAGGACACUCCGCCAAGGAUUCUCAACCUCUACCGUCAGCAGACACUUCAAGCUAAUCAAUCCCUUUAUAGUUUAAAUAAGACCACACUUGCAAACGAUCUCUCUACCGAGCGUCCACAAUGGAUACUGUCUGCGUACGCACCAGGCAAAGAUACGCCAUCACAACUCUUCGGCGGCUAUCCAAGGGAACAGUCCUUCGAGGAGCUUCGUGUACAGCAUUACCAUCUAGCCGCACAAGGGAAAGCUCGAGAGGCCAUGCAAGAAGCUCAGGUCUUAGUUCACAACGCAGAGAUGCAAAUGAAAGCCGCUCUAGACGACGUUGAAGGUGCUCUCAAAUACCUUAUUGAUAGCGAAAACCAGCAUCCAAAUCGUAUCGACAUUUGUAAGGCCAAAGGAAUCAUUUCACCGCAGAAUCAACAUCAAUCUGUGCCAUCACAAACUGCUUCUUCGUUUGGACAGUCUUCGAAUAGGAGCCCUGCGUUUGGCCAGCCCUCGGCACCGACGGCAUUUGGACGACAAUCUGCUUCGACUUUUGGACAACCAUCAGCGCCUUUGUCUAAUAUCGGUGGGUCAGCUGCUUCCGCCUUUGGACAGCCUUCAUUCGGUCAGACAUCCACUUUCAGCCGACCUACGACGUCAUUUGGGCCAUCAGCCACAGCACCUGGUCAAACUACGAACUCUGCUCCGACCUUUGGGCAACCGUCCGUCUCGAAUGCGGCUGGUUUCCCACAACCGGCUCCUUCAACUAAUAUGCAGCAAGCCAACCCAUUUCAGCCGGCUUCAACUUCGUUCCAAAGCUCGCCGUUCGGUCAAUCGCAAGCUCCCUCUUCAAAUGGCACAUUUGGAGGAGCUGCUACCAAUCAAGCGGCCACUGGAAACCCGUUUGCUGCAAAGGCUUCCAACAACAUAGAGACUCUCCCACAAACUUCAAUUGCGUCCUCAAGCCCCAUCAACCAGACCUCAAUAGCUCAGCAAAGCAUAUCAAACGAUCCAAGGCGGGUUGGGACCUCGACGAACAUCGCUAAGCCAACAUCGACAGUCAAUGUCGAGAGAGAUGGCCAGGGGAAAGUGCGAAGAUGGAAUGGUAAAGCAGUGACGUAUGUCGAUAGUGAGCCAUGUUACAGAGGAAACGACGGAAAUUGGCAGAGACUUUGGUUCCCUGAUGGAGCGCCGACUUUUGUCAAUGUCAUAGACCCAGCUGAUGAGGUUUAUGACGGCUUGACGAAGGAGAUCUAUGCAUCAUUGAAAACACGCGGAGACUUUCAGAACGGUGCAAUGCCCUUAUUGCCGCCGAAGAGAGAAUGGUGCGAUUGGAAUCUGUAG
Molecule: messenger RNA, 1419 nt
Organism: Bacidia gigantensis
Lineage: Eukaryota; Fungi; Ascomycota; Lecanoromycetes; Lecanorales; Ramalinaceae
Exons: 3
Coding region: 1-1419 (472 amino acids)
Source: RefSeq, a predicted model, not a curated record